AUGUCUGAGCCGAGAUCUGCUAAUGCGGAAGAGGUUUACAAUGCUGCCAAUACAUUGAGCAAAUUUAAAAAUCGGAAGAAGAGGAAGUUGGAUGAUAUUGAGUAUUUUGACAAGACACUCACAUCACCUCGGAACUUUUGCUAUUCCAUGAAUAACGGCAAAUUUCCAAGUUCGAAAAAAGCUAAGACUGCUCCUUCAUCUCCAAUUACAUAUCCACCUUUAAGAGGUUAUCAUUCUCCUUUGACACCGAAAUUACGGUUACCUGAAUUACCUUUAACACCUCCUUCAACAACAGCUAAUAGUUCUCUUGCAACCAUUGACUUUACACUAUCAUCAAGCGCAGCAUCUAAUGUGAGGACCGAGAAACCCGCUACUAUCAACCCAGCUUCAAACUCGCAGAGUCCGGCUACUCCACCUCCAUCCACUGAAUCGUCACCAAAAAAAUCGCAAAAAUCUGCAAGGAUGCAGAAAGAAGAUGAGCUAAAGGUUGAUACAUCCAUUCCUCCGUACCACAAUUCGGCAUACUACUAUCCAGACACCUGCUAUUCAUUCUGCCUGCUAGACCGUUCCAUACCGAUCGCUGGGGUUAACGAAAGAGCAUACCUCUUGGAACAGCAGAAUAGAGAAUGGAGAGAUUAUUACAGAUACGAGGUCAGCCACAGAAAUUCCAGGCUUUACAGAAAGUAUAAAGAUUACUGCGAGAAUCUAAGAGGAUUGGAAGCAAGAUGUAUACCAAGGGUGACUCCAUUGAACUUUGAACCCCUACUUCCAAAUGCUUCCAAACUCUCCACAUUUGUUAAUAACCAAUAUAGCAGAUUUGAUGGUUUGGUUAAUUACCCAUACGCAUCGAACUACAACUAUCAAUCUACCGGUUAUAUGCAAGAUGUCAACUUGCUCACAAGUUCUCCCGAACUUUACAAGGGAAAAGCAAAAAAAGGCUUUUCUUUCAAGGGAGAUUUCAAGGAUCAUAAGUGUGAGCUACCACCUUUGAAACAGAUUCUUCGUAAAAACAGUUUUCAUGAGGAUACAGAGGAAUUGGAGGCUGCUUCUCCAUAUACAAGGAGUACCCCAAUUCAAAUUGCACGUCAUUCCACAGAAAGAGAAACCACUUCGAAAGCAGCACCACUGGUUGCCAAAUUCAUUAAUACAUCGUUUUCGCAAAGCUCAGAUACAGAAGACAAGCCUACAACUACUACCGUCAUAGAAUCGCCAGGUAAGAAAUCAAAGAAAUUAAAUACUCACAGACGCCAUAGCCACACAUCACACUCUCGUCGUAUCAUUAAAAAAUGUAUCUCUUGUCACUCCACUCAAUCACCAUGCUGGCGUCCUUCAUGGGCCCCGGAGGAAGGUCAGCUAUGUAAUUCGUGUGGUUUAAGAUACAAGAAGACUAGAGCAAGAUGUAUCAAUCCAAAGUGUCUUAGAAUUCCGGCAAAAGGAGAAUGGACGCUAAUGAAAAAGAGGGGAAAGGUUGACAUACCACAAUUGAACUCAGAAGGUGUUAAGAUUGGUGUUCAUCAUAACUAUAAAUGCUUACACUGUGAGGGAGAAGUGGUUGUUGAUGAGUAA
This is a messenger RNA of Brettanomyces bruxellensis, 1566 nucleotides long. RefSeq lists its product as uncharacterized. Bases 1 to 1566 code for a protein of 521 amino acids. NCBI's taxonomy places the organism in Eukaryota, Fungi, Ascomycota, Pichiomycetes, Pichiales, Pichiaceae. Gene Ontology annotation, molecular function: zinc ion binding; sequence-specific DNA binding. Gene Ontology annotation, biological process: regulation of DNA-templated transcription. The transcript has a single exon. The record is from RefSeq and is a predicted model, not a curated record.